UUACAGCAAUUUCUGCAAGAACUUCUUGACCAACACAAACUCUUUCUCUCUCUCUGUGCAAAUAUAUAUAUACACAGCUAUUUUGGAACUGCCUUUGAAAAGUGUAUAAAACUGAGUUAGGAUAAUGAGGUUCCUGGGGUGUGGAUGAAGCCCAAGGCCAAACUGAACAAUAUUUUAGGAAGUGUGCCCUCUGCAUCCUAUGGAUUCUGUAGAAGAGAGAUAUAUUUCUUUUUUACAUUGGAACAUUGUCCCUUUUUAAACUCAUUCGUAGAGAUUCAUUACACUGCAUGCUAUGCUUUUGUUUUGGUCAGAGGCAGCUUCUCUCAGGUUCUGGUGAGAGCUAUGAUUUAUCAAGGUGUAUACAGAACUCCCUCUCUGUGGUGCAGGUUACACUCUACCUAUGUUAGAAAAAUGCGAUACUUGUUUGAGCUAAAGGAAGAUGAUGGCAUCUGUAGGCAAGCCCAGAACUCAGGAACAUUCUACCUCUUUCACAAUCUCUCUCCAUUCCUUAAGAAAGUUGGGAGCAAGUACUUGGCACCACAGAUAAGUGUAGCAGAAAUGAAAAGCAUGCUGGGGAAGUUCAGACAGAAUGAACAGAUGAUAGAGGACUCGGUGCUGAUUGGCUGUUCAGAUGAAUGCAUGGCAUACUUUGCCCUGGAUCUAGGAUCCUUGGAGAAAUCUGUCAUUGAAUCUGAAUUGAGGGGGUUAUUUACCGAAUUACGGAAGGCUUUCUUUCAACUAGAUGGGAAAGAUGCACCCUUGUUGUCCUCGGCUCAGGCCCUUCUUCGUUGGCAUGACACCCAUCAGUACUGUAGCAAAACUGGGCAGCCUACCCAGAAGAACCUAGCUGGCAGCAAGCGUGUUUGCCAUACCAAUGGAAUAAUUUAUUACCCACAGAUGUCCCCAGUGGUUAUCACUUUGGUGUCUGAUGGGAGCCGGUGCCUUCUUGCCCGACAGGCGUCAUUCCCAAAGGGGAUGUACAGUGCUCUAGCAGGCUUCUGUGAUGUGGGUGAGACUCUGGAGGAGACAGUCCGACGGGAGGUGGCAGAAGAGGUGGGAUUGGAGGUGGAGUCUCUGUGGUAUUCUGCAUCUCAGCACUGGCCCUUUCCCAACAGCUCCCUAAUGAUAGCUUGUCAUGCCAUAGUGCAGCCACAACAGACCAAGAUCAGCGUGAACAAACUGGAGUUGGAAGCAGCUGGCUGGUUCAGCCUGGAGGAGAUAAUGGAAGCACUCGGACGGGAGCCUAAGCCUUUGAAACAAGAGGAUGGCAGCUUUUCACUUUGGCUGCCACCCAAGUGGGCCAUAGCCCACCAACUGAUUCAGGAGUGGGUUAAGCUGCAGGCUUCCUCGCCUGCUUAGGCACAGUCUAUCAAACCUUUAUUUUAGCAGGUAAAAACAAGUGAGGACAAUUUCUCACAGUGGUGACCCAGACAGAAUGGCUCAUAAACCAACUUAUAUUCAGGUACACCUAAGAGCACAGACACAUAUUUGGAUAAGUCCCAGCAACUCUGAUACACAAAGAACCAUUAAUUAAAUACAAUACCAUAAGUUCCAGUAAAUCUUAUAUUAAAAAAAAAAGCCCAAACCACUAGAUGUGUCAUCAAACCAGCUACAAGCCUGCACCAUAGACAUCAGAAUGAUCAACCCCUAAUACAUGUUUCCUAGAUCCCUCUUAGAAUAAAGGAUUCCACUCAUUUUCCUCUAUUUUACCCCCUUAGACAUCUCUGAUGUCACACAAUAGAGCCUCACUCUUUUUGACAGAGGAGUAGGUGGGAUUCCAUUUAGGGCCUGUCAGUGUUGGUCCUAGUGCUGCUCUUGCAUUUUUUGACGAAGUUUGAGAAUAGUGAAAGUACAAAUUUCAUUAAGUUUCCUCCUUCCAUUGCUUCCCUGCCCCAUCAAGUCUCCCACUAUGCUCAUCUUCAUACAAAAAUACCCUUGAUUUCCUUUGCUGCUAAAGAGGUACCACGUUUGUUCAUACCACGUUUGUGUCUGGGUUCCCUCUUUCUGGCUCUUACUCUCAUCAUCCUUUCUUUUACUUGCUGGAAUAAAGGGGAAUUAGGAAUGAGGUAGAGAAUGGGUGUAGAUCAGUCUUGUCGUUUCAUUCCCAUUUUCUAUUGUUUUCUAGCCUGCCUCUGCAACCUGUUUUUCUCAUGUGCACAAAACUCUACUUCCAUACAUCAACUUCUCACUCCCUCCUCCUGCACCCCUCUCUCUCUCACACCCCCACAAAUCUACUCACACCAUGGCUACUGAUUAUGGAGAUGCAAAGUGUGAGUAGUUCAGGGCAGCACAAGGCAACGACAAGAAGAAAAGGAGUGGCUCAGACAGAUGAGAAAUUCAUAAUUGCAUUGUAGGCCACAUGUCAAAACUUAAAAGGAAAAAAUGUUUUGGUAUGCCAAAGAAAUGUGGAAAUAUUUUGCAACUUCUGCAGCCUGUGGGAUUUAUUUUUAGGACAAAACAGGGUGUGUACCUCUUCACUAUCUUUCUCCAAGUUUUAUAAAUAUACAAUAUAUAUAUUUACCAUGUAUGUUUGUCAUUAAGCCAUAGAAUAGUCUGGUAGAGACAUACGGCUAUUUUAAGAGUACACUGGGCAUGAGGCCUCUUGAGUACUGAGAAUGGAUGUGUGUUGCUCUGUUACGUUUUUACAAUUAAUACUUCCAAAUGCAUUUUAAUUAGAAGAGCAUAAACGCACAAAGUCCAUUUUUCAAAGUCACUAAAGAAUAUUUACAUUUACAUAAAUGGCACAGCAAUCUUUAGCGUCCCACACCUUUACAUCUUGCUGCCUCUCAGCCUUUUCAACUUUGGUCUCUUCUAUUCUGCUGCCAAGGUCUAUUUAGUGGGACUUCAUUUGGGCGUUGGGUGACCACCAAACACAGCAAUCUAAAAAUCAGCACUGCUUCCUCCACCCUUAUGACAAAGAUGAGAGGAGAAGCCCAGCUGGAGGAGGAGCUGCUGUCCUCCCCCAUCUCCUUAGUGUUUGAUGCUGAAGUUGCCCUGUGAUCUCCAGAGUUCAGGCUGCUCCUCUCUGGCCAGGUGGCCUUUCAGCUCCAGUUGGGGUUCCUGUAGUGCAGGCCUCCCAAAUCUGGGACUUCUUCAGCCACAUACUUGUCGCUGAACACAUUUGACUACCUAAUUUUUUUUUGCUCUCUGCCAGUCCAAAGACAAAAAACAAAACAACCCUCCACCCCCCCCCUUUCUUAAUUUUCAAAAAGGGAGACUCUGGCAAGCCCCACACCAGCCACAGAGGAUUCACACUUGAUCUGAAAGUACUGAUGAUGCAGUGGGACUUGGGAGAAACUGCAUGCACAAACAGGUAGAUAAAGCACUGAGAGGCUCAUUUUCCCUUCCAUUUCUGCAAGAGAUCCCACAUUUGCUCCCAGUGAGUUAGGAAACUAAAUUACCACUUAGCAGCUGACUCACUUAAUUAUUAUCCAAGAUUAGACAUCUUAAUAGGAAUUAGAAUACUGUGGGCUGGCUAUGAUCCUGCUAGAGUGUGUGCUGCAUCAAGAGGAGUGAAGAUAAAUAAUGUAUCUUCCUGCCUAAAAUAGCAAGCUUACAGCUAAUUAAUCCAUUCAUGCUAGGAUCUGUCCCAGGAUUCAGGCCACAAGUAGGAAAAAAUUAAAUUGUCAGAAGUUCUACAUACACCUCUACCCUGAUAUAAAGCGACCCGACAGAACCCGAAUUUGGAUAUAACGCGGUAAAGCAGCGCUCCGGCGGAUCAAAGCAAGUUCAAUAUAACGUGGUAAGAUUUUUUGGCUCCCGAGGACAGCAUUAUAUUGGGGCAGAGGUGUACUUCUGCAACAGAAGUGGAUAUUCAACUGAACCAGGGAAUUUUAUCACAUCCAAAACUUCGACAGCAAAAGUUAAGAAACACUGUUCCUCCCCACGUGGUUACCAUACUGGGAUACCAUCAGACUUCACUCACCAUACAAUCUUACUAUAAUUAAAAGCAAAAAUGUUUUAGUACAUUAUUCCAAAACAGUCAAAAAGGCAAGAUGGCAAUGUUUAUUAAAGCAUUUAACUAAUCUUAUAUGCUGAAUUCUAAUGUGGGUAAUUGUACAACACCCUGAGAUGAGUAUAAGAGUUGAUAAAUAUAAAUGGUUGGAAUAAAUAAAAUUCUUAAUGACAGAGAUUUAACUAAGACAGAUAUAUCCUAAAAGAAACUGCAGCAGUUUUGCUCUGUGUUUUACACUGACCAUUAAUAAUUUAGAAUAUUUUUCACCUUGUACCUGUACAGAUAGUCAAAUAUUGGCACUUACAGCAUCUUAUCAGAGAUCCAUAAAACUCUACAAAUGUGAGCAAACUAUUAAUUUUACAAAUGGGAAAAUAGACACAGGCCAAGGGAUCUCAGCAAGGUUGUGGCAGAGCCUCAGCCAGUGACUUCACUGAAAGUAUGACAAUUUAAACCAUUUAAAGAUUUCCCUUUCUAACUUUCAACUCACCUGGUCUGGGAACUGGACAGUGUUGCCUCUCUUAUAACAGAGAUCUAAUACGCCUCCUGCUGGUGGUGACUGGAAUACUGGUGGGACAUUCAACAUCAGCAGUAUAAGAAACCAGUUACUAAUCUCUUCUUCUUUAGCCUCAAGAAAAUGGCAGAAUUUUUGUACAAAUUUUUUUUUAAUAAAAAUCUAUUUGCAAUUUCAACCGAC
Molecule: messenger RNA, 4649 nt
Organism: Trachemys scripta elegans
Lineage: Eukaryota; Metazoa; Chordata; Testudines; Emydidae
Gene: NUDT13
Product: nudix hydrolase 13
Exons: 8
Coding region: 145-1359 (404 amino acids)
Molecular function (GO): hydrolase activity; metal ion binding
Source: RefSeq, a predicted model, not a curated record